AAGAAUCUUUGAAUGCAUUUUCUUUAUUUCCCAUCCUUUAAGUUAAAUACAUGGCACUGUAAUAUACUGAAGCAACCAUAUAUGAGUCUUGAAACUCAUUCAUAUACACUUCUUGGUAAAGGAGUCUAGUCCUUUACUCUGAUGACUUCAGACCCUCAUUAUAAGGCUAAACCUUAUAAGGUCUUGGAAAAGCAAGUAGAGUUUCAUAUCAGACCAUGGGAGCUUAGUGUGGUUUGGGGUAAAGACAAGCGAUACUGGAGUGUACCGGAUCAUAACGACACUAGGAAGGAUCCACACACUGAACUAUUACAAGUAUCUUGGUUAGAGGUAACAGGUUCAAUCAAGCUCAAGGAUUUUGCGAAACCAGGAAAAUACAAUGUCAGUUUCAGGAUAGGCAUGAAAAAAGAUGCAUUUGGAUGGAGCGGAAUGCCAGUGUAUAUAAUGGCCAAGAUUGGAAAGAAAGGGAAGUAUAUCUGGAGGAGCGCAAAUAUAGCUCAUAAAGAUGAUUCGACAAAUUUUGAAAUCCCUGAAGGAGCACCCCUUCAGAUUGAGAUUCCAGACCCUGAUGAUUGUAAAGAAGAUGAAGAACUUCAUUUCGGCUUGUAUGAAGUCUGGAAAGGCAGAUGGAAAGGUGGUUUGCAGAUUUAUGAAGCUAUCAUUAAACCUGCUGAACCCAAAAACAAGAUAGCAUCCAACUAAUAGUUCAGCUAGGGCUUGAACUAGGCAAUAGUUCGAAACAAUCUCUGUUAUGUAAUAACAUGACUGCGUAAUCUGCAGCAACUCUAUAUAAUAAUAGUAUUGUUAUAUGGACCUUAUUGUUAGACCAGGUUAACAUACCAUGCAACGUUUAGAACCGGACAGCGUCCCGUGCCAAGUUAGUGAAUGAAGACUGGCAUUCAUUGCUGAUGGGUAGAACGCUGGAAUCUUGAAAGUUACAGUGAAGUCAAUGUGUACCGUAUAAAUAACUUUUCACUCUA
Messenger RNA from Papaver somniferum (opium poppy), 977 nucleotides. Its product is annotated as protein PHLOEM PROTEIN 2-LIKE A9-like. Lineage: Eukaryota; Viridiplantae; Streptophyta; Magnoliopsida; Ranunculales; Papaveraceae. The record is from RefSeq and is a predicted model, not a curated record. The transcript is spliced from 3 exons. Bases 142 to 699 code for a protein of 185 amino acids.